Messenger RNA from Populus trichocarpa (black cottonwood), 1583 nucleotides. RefSeq names its product geranylgeranyl pyrophosphate synthase, chloroplastic. Lineage: Eukaryota; Viridiplantae; Streptophyta; Magnoliopsida; Malpighiales; Salicaceae. The transcript has a single exon. Gene Ontology annotation, biological process: isoprenoid biosynthetic process. Bases 322 to 1419 code for a protein of 365 amino acids. The record is from RefSeq and is a predicted model, not a curated record. Gene Ontology annotation, molecular function: geranylgeranyl diphosphate synthase activity.
GUUACACACACUCUCUGUCCAAAAUUUCCACUCUCUCUCUCUCUCUCUCUCUAGAAUCCUAUCUCUCUGCAUACCUUUAUCGUCUCAGUACUUGUUAUUAGGAAUAUCAUUGCUCCUUUUCUCAUUCGUGGUCUUGUGGUCGUGGACACUUGAAUGUUUUUCCAUUUCUGGCUGAAGUUAACUCUCAUGGCCAACCUUUGUAGUGCUAUUGUUUAGAACUUAACCUGUGUUUCACUUGUAGUUCAGCUUUUUAUUACAAUUACAUAGUAAGAUCAACCCCUCUUUCUCUGUCUCUCUCUCCCUCUUAGACACACAGAGAAAAUGACUUCUGUGAAUCUGGGUUCAUGGUUUCAGACAUCAAUCAUCAACAAAGAUACAGGACCCAGAUCCAUACCCAUCUCAAAUUUUUUAUCUCCAGGUUCUAAAAGUCUUCAAAUUCCUUCAGUACAUCAAAAACAGAGAAAACCCAUGUCUUCAAUUUGUGCGGUUCUCGCAAAAGAAGAGACUCUUCAAGAAGAUCAACGAAAACCCACUUUUGAUUUCAAGUCUUACAUGCUACAAAAAGCCAAUUCUGUUAACAAAGCAUUAGAUGCAGCUGUUUCUCUUAAAGAGCCGGCUAAAAUCCAUGAGUCUAUGCGAUACUCUCUUUUGGCUGGUGGCAAGAGGGUUAGGCCAGUGCUUUGUCUCGCUGCGUGUGACCUUGUUGGUGGGUCUGAAUCCAUGGCUUUGCCUGCUGCUUGUGCCGUAGAAAUGAUCCAUACUAUGUCAUUAAUGCAUGAUGAUCUUCCUUGCAUGGAUAACGAUGAUCUUCGCCGUGGAAAACCCACCAAUCAUAUUGUUUUUGGUGAGGAUGUUGCGGUUUUGGCAGGGGAUGCUUUACUGUCAUUUGCAUUUGAACAUAUUGCAGUGUCUACAAUCCAUGUUUCGCCUCUUAGAAUUGUUCGUGCAAUUGGUGAAUUGGCGAAAGCUAUUGGUGCUGAAGGACUUGUCGCCGGGCAAGUUGUUGAUAUUUGUUCUGAAGGGUUGUCCGAAGUGGGGUUGGAGCAGCUUGAAUUUAUUCAUGUACAUAAGACUGCGAAGUUGUUGGAAGGUGCUGUUGUUCUAGGGGCCAUAUUAGGUGGAGGAACCGAUGAGGAAGUUGAGAAAUUGAGGACCUAUGCAAGAAGUAUUGGAUUAUUGUUUCAAGUAGUGGAUGAUAUUCUUGAUGUUACCAAAUCUUCACAAGAAUUGGGGAAAACUGCAGGGAAGGAUUUGGUUGCGGAUAAGGUUACUUAUCCUAGGUUAAUGGGAAUUGAGAAGUCUCGGGAGUUUGCUGAGAGGUUGCUGAACGAAGCCAAGGACAUGCUUGCUGGAUUUAAUCAAGAGAAGGCCGCUCCGUUGAUAGCUUUGGCUAAUUACAUUGCUUACAGGCAAAACUAAUUUAUGUUGUAUUACAAUUGUUUCUCGGUUGCCUUGUUUUUGUAUAAAGUUAGAUCUCCUCUACAGUUUUCGAAGAGUGCUUGUUGCAUCAAUGUUGUGUUACUGAGGUUGUGCCAAUGUCGCGAUUCAGAUCAAUAGCAAUAUGGACAACUUAAUUUUCUCCC